AUGAAAGUAAGUUGCCUAUUGAGGUACAUUUUGAUCUUUGCGCACACAAAUGAUUACCUUCUUGUCAUUUAUUUUGAACGCAUAUUUGUUUUACAUUGUCCGCUUCUUCAUACAGCAUAACUCUAAUUUUAACUGUUUCAGGGUGUGAGGACUAUUGCAGCUUAUGCACUUGUUCUUUUAUUUCUGGCAACGCUCGUCUCCCAUUCGUUGAGCGCACCGAAGGGCAGUUUCCAGAGGAGAAAUUGGUCGCCUCAGGCAAUGCUGUACCUCAAGGGCACCCGUAUGUCUACUUUAUUAGCCUAAUCAUACUUUGCAUUCCUUUGACACACCUUUUAAAUGUAUUUCUGCAUUUAUGUCCCCCACAGAGAGUAAUUGGAAAUAAUAUGCAUUUAUUAGCUGUUUUUGUGGCACAACUAUAAUUAUCAUUAAUGUAAAGAGAUUGACAUUAUAAUUUAAAUCUGAAGUUGUCCAAUGAUUUCCUUAUUAUGUAUGUUUAUUCAUGAAUGCAACUAAAAUAUAUUGUAUUUCAUAACUGUGUAUGACUGUGGGUAUGUUGUUAUUACAGAGGGACGGCGGUUUAUCAGCGAGGACAGAAAAGAGGGAGAUGUAUAUGACACAUUACAUUUAGGUAAAUACAAUACACUUGUAUUUGGCAGUAUGUACACAUUCUUCUUUUGUAUGGCUCUUCUACUGUAUGGCUCUGUAAAGUAGUGCACUGUAUGGGGAAUAUGGUGAUUUGAGAUUUUACCAUCAUCUUUUACUUUUACCUAUCAUUACUCUGUAUGACAUCCUCUUUUCAGAGACUCGCAGUCAGAACACAGAGAAACUCACUGUGAACCAGGCAGCCACAGUCCUGCUCAACUUCCUGCAGCAAGCCAAGGAGGACGGUGAGUUGGGUCAUAUUGGAACCUACAGUACUGGUUAAGGAUACAACCAAGCUAGCUUGGAAACCCACCUCAAUAGGCACCAAUUCAGGCAUUGGGUUCCCCCAACUACAUCCAAGCUAUAGGUUUGAAAUGGCCAUAAAGUUAAUUGCACUGUUAUAUUUUUUCAUUUCAGGAGAAGAAAAUCCUGAACAACUGUACUUUCAAGACUUGCCAGCAUGGAAAAGAGAGUACUUCUGA
This is a messenger RNA of Coregonus sp. 'balchen', 1124 nucleotides long. The record is from the annotation of a GenBank genome assembly. Lineage: Eukaryota; Metazoa; Chordata; Actinopteri; Salmoniformes; Salmonidae.